CCGGUCAAAGAGGCGGCGCGGGCUCGCGGGAGGCUGGGAACAUGGCGGGGAGGCCCGCGGCCACCGGCACCCCGCCGCCGGACCGGGACCGAGCGGCGCCCAAUGUGGUGGCGUGGAUCUCGCAAUGGGCAGACGACCACCUGCGUCUCGUCCGGGUACCGCAGACCCGCCGGCCGGGCAGGUGAACAUCAGCACCGUAAUGGCCAUAGCUGGAGUAAUGUUACUUCUAAGAAGUGUUCGACUGAUGAUGCGUUCUGUGUCACAGAAAUGCUGCACUGAACUUUUGGCUGUUGAGGGAUUAUUGGAUUCCUCCCAUCAUGAGACAUCAAAAUUCACAAGUCCUUCAGAUAUUCCAGUAGAAUUUAUAAGAAGGAAUGUUAAACUACGAGGACGACUACGCCGAAUAACCGAGAAUGGUUUAGAGAUUGAACAUAUUCCCAUUACUUUACCUAUUAUAUCUUCAUGGAGAAAAGAGCCGUGUGGUGCUUUGCUGGUUAAGUUGGCUGGAGUAGAACUCACUGAAACUGGGAAGGUGUGGUUACAAAAAGAGCUAAAACCUUCCCAAGUAGUAUGGUUCCAACUUCUUGGAAAGGAGAAUUCAGCACUCUUUUGCUACCUUUUAGUGAAUAAGGGGGGACUCCGGGUAACGAAGUAGAAGAACCGGUAUUCAAGCCCAGCUCUUCCUGGCUUCUGAGCCCACACUUUACCUUAUCUGUCUUUACCUUAUACUCUUUCCUAGAAGGUGACCAAAUUAUGUUUUAUGCAAUUUCGGUAAUUUACUUCUGUUGAAUUUUACUGUAGUGUGAGGUUGAAUUUUAAUUAUUUUUAUUUUGGUUCAGCUCAUUAAAUUUAAAACAUUGAGACAAAUAUGAUAAUCCCUUUAAAACUGUAUUUCUUAGCCGCUUAUCAUCAUGUACCAAAAGUUACUGCAUUUAAAGGAACAAAAGGUUACUUUAUUCCUUUAUAUAGUCUUAGAAAAUGUUUCCUACUUUAAAUUUUUAGUUUUCACAUUAAAAAAAUUUAACUGUGAAUUACUUGUCUAAUGAAGCUAUAAAAUUACUAAUACUUUGUUAAAAUUAACCUUGUUAAGUUAAAAUCCCACAAGGACUAUGGAAAUAGCUAAGCAGGAUCUCCUUUACACUGUAAAUUAGUGAGAAAAAAAAAAAUCCCAUUUAUCUGGUUUCAUUAGGCAGUGAGGUAUGAAUGAAAUUUCCUGAAGGGUGAAGAUUCAAGGGCCAGGACUAUUUUUAUGUUCAUUAUUUUAUGGGACAUCUUUUAAAAAUGUAUUUACAUGCCAGUGCCUUCCUCAAACACUGGACUUCUGAACCUAAAUUAACAGUUCAGUGAUGAUUCAUUUCAUUUUGCAUUUGUCUACUUUUUAGUUUCGUUACUUUUCUUUGGUUUCUCUUUUGCUAUGGCCUCCUGUCAUUUUACCUAUCUGGUGUGUGCUCCAUUUCCCCUCCAAACGACAACAAUAAAACCAAAAAACCCUU
Molecule: messenger RNA, 1493 nt
Organism: Orcinus orca (killer whale)
Lineage: Eukaryota; Metazoa; Chordata; Mammalia; Artiodactyla; Delphinidae
Gene: MISO1
Product: chromosome 5 C3orf33 homolog
Exons: 6
Coding region: 125-655 (176 amino acids)
Source: RefSeq, a predicted model, not a curated record